UAAAACAGCGAUGGAGUGUUUUGGUGGUCACCGAAACUAAACAUACAAAACAAAUCGUUUUGCUUCUUCUUCACUCUCUCUCAACUCUGAAAACAUUCCGCAUACUUGUUCCACCCCUACCUCCCUCUUGACUCUCUCUCUCGCGCUAUAUUCUUGUUCGAUUAUUCUUCAACACUUUGCUGGGAUUUGAUAAGAGUUUCCUGAUUAAGCCCCCUCAGGUAUCAAACACUGUAGAAAUCAAAGAAAAACUUCCCUGUUUUGAUACUUUUACAAUCAGGAGUGAAUUGGCUGGGCAACUUAACUCACUUACCAUUUAUGCUUUUCUGCUUCCUCCUUUAAGACCCUCCUUCCUCACCACUCUUUUAACAUCAUUCUUCCCCUCUGAAACUUUCUCCUUUUCUCUUUCCUCUUGCCUUUGUUAAAGGCUCUUCCCUGUUCUCUGCUUAUCUCUAAGUUUUUGAGUCUUCUUGCUUACUGGUCCUCUUUAUUCUCUGCCUCCCUUUGUGGGGUCUCUGAUUUCCGAUGCGAAGAUAGAGAGAGAGAGAAUCAAAGAGCCUUCCCGUACCACCACUGAAAAAAGAACAAAUCUUGGACUUGAAAAUGGACUCUAGUAUUCUAUGUCCAAUCAAAUACACUGAGCACCGAAACACCAUAAAAAAAUUGACCAAACCCCGGAAGAAACCAACAACAGAGUCUACCUCUUCAUCCAUCCCGAGAAUCGUUCGAAUUUCUAUGACCGAUCCAGACGCCACGGACUCCUCCAGUGGCGAAGAAGACGAGUUUUUUGGGCGUCAGAGAGUGAAGCACUACAUCAACGAAAUCAACAUCCAAACCGACUUCAGAAACACCUUGGUCCUCCCCAACAACGGCCGCAAACGCUCGACCGUCCAGCCUCCGGCGAGUCGGCCGAUGGUGAAAAACUCCAUUUCGCAGACCAAUGGGAGCAGGAAGUUCCGCGGCGUACGGCAACGGCCUUGGGGCAAAUGGGCGGCUGAGAUUAGAGAUCCCGCCCGACGUGUACGGCUGUGGUUGGGGACCUUCGAAACUGCUGAGGAGGCCGCUAUGGUUUAUGAUAAUGCUGCCAUUAAACUCCGCGGCCCUGACGCUUUAACUAAUUUUGUCUCACCGCUACCCAAAGAAGAAGAGAAGCCAGAGCUUCCCGUUGAGCCUCUCAUCGAGGAGGCUGAGCCUGUUAUUGAGUCUCUUGAGGUCGAGAUCACCAACGGAACGACGUCGGGUUCUGGUUACGAUUCCGGGUCGGAGUCUCACAACAAUCUUUCAUCCCCUACCUCUGUUCUUCACUUCAGAACUCAGCCCAAAAUGGAAGAAGCUCAUGAGCCGCAAAAGCUUCAGGUAUUUGACCAAGUGAUGCAGGAGUGUGAAGAUGAGACCGGUACGAAUUUCGUAUCUGACGAUUUGGGUAAUUAUUUGCCUCUGGACUUGCCGUACUUGGAUGACGUGUUCAGCUUCCCAGCCCCGGAUUCUCCCUUGUUCUUCGAUACGCCGAUGUUUUUCGACGACGCCACCGCCGCGGCCGCGACGCUUCCCGAGUGUUUACUGAAGGAGGAUUUCAGCGACAUGUUUGGUGACACAUACGACACGUCGUUGUCACCGACGACGUCGUCUAUGUGCCAAGGAGGGGAGGACUAUUUUCAAGACAUUUUGUUUGGUUCAGACCCCCUUGUUGUCCUCUGAGAGACUGAGCCUGAGCCUGAGCCUGAGCCUGAGCCUGAGCCAGUCAGAAGCCACAGUUUGGCCGCCGUUGCCUGACCGAUUUCUGGGUCAGAUUUUUGUUGUUACGGACCAAAUUUCGGCAUCUUUUUAAAUUAUUAAUUUUGCUGUGUUAGUAUUAGUAAUUACUUAUUUAUUCGUUUAAACAUCUCCGUUAAAAAAUUGACGGAGAGAGAUUAGUUGAGUGAGAGUUUUGUGGUUUAGCGAGUGUAUAAUUAUUUAUUAAUUUUGACGGAUUAAUGAAGGUAUUUAUAUAAUGUUUUAAAUA
Messenger RNA from Prunus avium (sweet cherry), 1999 nucleotides. It is a transcript of the gene CRF3, whose product is annotated as cytokinin response factor 3. The record is from RefSeq and is a predicted model, not a curated record. Lineage: Eukaryota; Viridiplantae; Streptophyta; Magnoliopsida; Rosales; Rosaceae. Gene Ontology annotation, biological process: regulation of DNA-templated transcription. Gene Ontology annotation, molecular function: DNA-binding transcription factor activity; DNA binding.